Messenger RNA from Nannospalax galili (Upper Galilee mountains blind mole rat), 13061 nucleotides. RefSeq names its product spen family transcriptional repressor (gene Spen). Gene Ontology annotation, molecular function: mRNA binding. The record is from RefSeq and is a predicted model, not a curated record. The transcript is spliced from 14 exons. Gene Ontology annotation, biological process: regulation of transcription by RNA polymerase II. Gene Ontology annotation, cellular component: nucleus. Bases 2186 to 12043 code for a protein of 3285 amino acids. Lineage: Eukaryota; Metazoa; Chordata; Mammalia; Rodentia; Spalacidae.
GAUUGGAUGAUACAGUUUCCAUAGCAUCUCGUAGUAGAGAGGUUUCUGGGUUCAGAGGAGGUGGUGGAGGGCCUGCUUAUGGCCCCCCACCAUCACUUCAUGCACGAGAAGGACGUUAUGAGCGGAGACUUGAUGGGUAAGUUCCAAGGUUUCUGUAGGCAGGUAUUUUGUAUUUGAUGUGGUGAGAAACAGAAACUCGUAUUUAGGGGCCCCAGAUGGAUUUAAAGUUUUGGGCAUUCUCAAUGUUUCCUAUUUUGGGUUGGAAACGGAAGUGAUUUCUGUCCCAGUGGCUGGUGUCUUGCGGAAUCAUAGAGGAUACUCCCUGCAGCAGAUUGGAUAUCUACUCCUGAGAUCACAUGGUGGAAGAUUUUCUGUAGCAGCAUCAGUUUUGGAGUUACCUGUCUUCUAGAGUUAAGUAUACCUCCCUCGUGGAUAAUAUCAAGGCCUUCCUUGGAUGUAUCCCUUCUACCAGAUGGAGCUAUUUGGCUACAGGUUUUGUCUUCGGGCUGUUUGGAAUAUUUCUGGAAUAUUCAAGCCUACAGAUUCUUUUAGAAGUUGUUCACGCCUCCCGGUUUCACUAUGUAAAGUCUACAAACAAGUUGGAUUGUCACAAAGUAUCUAGCAGACCAUAAUGAUUCUAUCAGUUGGAUUCUACAAACAAUACUCUACCAUGGAAAUAUGUACUUGGAUAAGGAAAAGCAAAGGCAAUGCUUGAUUUUUCCAUUUUGGAUCUACACAAUUUCUGUGUUGGAAUUAUACUUCUUGAUGGAAUGGGGAAAAUCGAGAUCUUGGACAUUCAUAAAUGCUGGAAUAUAGCUGUUUUCUAAAUGCUGGAAUGGAUGGGAUGUUAUGCUCUCAAGACUCCAUUAGCCGAGGGAAGAGGAUUACUAUCUCAUUUCUUAAACAGGUUGCUGUCCUGUUAAAGGUACUUUAGCUUUGAACACAUGGUGAUCAGUUGUGGAUACAGCUGUCAGAACUGACCGGACUGGAUGGCUACAAUGAACAGUUGGCGGGCAGCUGUGUAUUCCUCGUUUACUGGAAUUGCCGAGAUUUUUUUCUUCUUGCCAGCUGCCUGAUUCGUAUUUAGGGCUGGAGAAUUUUGUGAAUGUGGAUCAAUUUAUAAUUGUCUUCUAUCUCAAGAAAGAAGUCUGGGGGUUUGAGAGUUACAGUUUGUCUGGGACUACUUGCUUCCAGUGGAAUUAUUUUGUCUGGUCACUAAGAUUUUUUUCCUUGUGGUUCAUCUAAAUAUCAUUUGACACCCUUGCCCAUUAAGAAGGUGGAUUACCCCUGUAAGAGGGGCCAAAAUUGGGGAAGUUAUGUUCACAAUUCUCUCCCUAGAUUUAAUUGGGAUUAUAGGUCGUGUUUCCACAGUUGGAAAAGGGCUUCAGAUAACAGGGAGCGUGCUUAUGAACAUAGUGCCUAUGGACACCAUGAACGGGGGACAGGAGCAUUUGAUCGGACACGACAUUACGAUCAGGAUUACUAUAGAGAUCCUCGAGAGCGAACUUUACAACACGGGCUCUAUUAUACUUCUCGGAGUCGAAGUCCAAACCGCUUUGAUGCUCAUGACCCCCGAUACGAACCUAGGGCUCGGGAGCAGUUUACACUGCCCAGUGUGGUACACAGGGAUAUCUACAGGGACGAUAUUACCCGGGAGGUACGAGGCAGAAGGCCAGAGCGGAAUUACCAGCACAGCAGGAGUCGCUCACCACAUUCAUCCCAGUCUAGAAAUCAGUCUCCUCAGAGAUUGGCUAGCCAAGCGUCUAGACCUACCAGGUCCCCUAGCGGCAGCGGCUCUAGGAGUCGAUCUUCCAGUAGUGAUUCACUCAGCAGCAGCAGUAGUACCAGCAGUGACAGCAGUGAGUCUAGCAGCAGUUCAAGUGAUGACUCUCCAGCCCGGUCAGUUCAAUCUGCUGCAGUCCCAGCACCCACUUCCCAGUUACUUUCAUCUCUUGAAAAAGAUGAGCCCCGAAAAAGUUUUGGGAUCAAAGUUCAGAAUCUUCCAGUACGCUCUACAGAUACAAGCCUUAAAGAUGGCCUUUUCCAUGAAUUUAAGAAAUUUGGCAAGGUGACUUCAGUGCAGAUACAUGGAACUUCCGAAGAGAGAUAUGGUCUAGUAUUCUUUCGGCAGCAAGAGGACCAAGAAAAAGCACUGACUGCAUCAAAAGGAAAACUUUUCUUUGGCAUGCAGAUUGAAGUGACAGCAUGGAUAGGGCCAGAAACAGAAAGUGAGAAUGAAUUUCGGCCUUUGGAUGAAAGGAUAGAUGAAUUUCAUCCCAAAGCAACAAGAACUCUUUUUAUUGGCAACCUUGAAAAAACUACUACUUACCAUGACCUUCGAAACAUUUUCCAGCGCUUUGGAGAAAUUGUGGAUAUUGAUAUUAAAAAAGUAAAUGGAGUUCCUCAGUAUGCGUUCUUGCAGUACUGUGAUAUUGCCAGUGUUUGUAAAGCUAUUAAGAAGAUGGAUGGGGAGUACCUUGGAAAUAAUCGUCUCAAGCUGGGGUUUGGAAAGAGCAUGCCUACAAACUGUGUGUGGUUAGAUGGGCUUUCUUCAAAUGUGUCCGAUCAGUAUUUAACACGACAUUUCUGCCGAUACGGGCCUGUGUUAAAGGUGGUAUUUGACCGCUUAAAAGGCAUGGCUCUUGUUCUCUACAAUGAGAUUGAAUACGCACAAGCAGCUGUAAAGGAGACCAAGGGGAGGAAAAUCGGUGGGAAUAAAAUUAAGGUGGAUUUUGCAAAUCGGGAAAGUCAACUGGCAUUUUAUCACUGCAUGGAGAAAUCUGGUCAAGAUAUCAGAGACUUUUAUGAAAUGUUAACAGAAAGAAGAGAGGAACGAAGAGGGUCCUAUGACUACAACCAAGAUCGGGCAUACUAUGAAAGUGUUCGUACUCCAGGCACAUACCCUGAGGACUCCAGGAGGGACUACCCAGUGAGAGGGAGAGAGUUUUACUCAGAAUGGGAAACAUAUCAAGGAGACUAUUAUGAGUCACGGUACUAUGAUGAUCCUCGGGAAUAUAGAGAUUAUAGGAGUGACCCUUACGAACAAGACAUUCGGGAAUACAGCUACAGGCAGAGGGAACGAGAGAGAGAACGUGAAAGAUUUGAAUCUGAGAGGGACAGAGACCAUGAGAGGAGACCCAUUGAGCGAAGUCAGAGUCCAGUGCACUUGCGCCGUCCACAGAGUCCUGGGGCAUCUCCUUCACAGUCAGAGAGGUUGCCAAGUGAUCCUGAGAGGAGGCUGUACAGCCGCUCCUCAGAGCGAAGUGGGAGCUGCAGCUCACUGUCCCCUCCACGGUAUGAUAAACUGGACAAGGUUCGAUUGGAGCGCUAUACAAAAAAUGAGAAGACAGAUAAAGAACGAACUUUUGAUCCCGAAAGAGUAGAGAAGGAGAGACGCUUAGUUCGGAAGGAAAAAGUGGAAAAGGAGAAAUCUGACAAGCAGAAACGGAAAGGGAAGGUUCUUUCUCCUAGUUCUCAGUCUUCAGAAACAGAGCAGGAAAACGAGCGGGAGCAGAGCCCUGAGAAGUGCAGGAGUUCUAACAAGCCGAGCAGAGAGAAAGCUGACAAAGAAGGAAUAGCCAGAAAUCGCCUCGAGCUCAUGCCUUGCGUGGUUUUGACUCGAGUAAAAGAAAAGGAGGGAAAGGUCAUUGAUCACCCCCCUCUGGAAAAACUGAAAGCCAGGCUUGAUAAUGACACUGGGAAGUGUUCUGUCCUGGAACACAAAUUCCAGGCCUCUCAGCCUGAGCCUGCCAAAUCGGACUCCUCCAAAGUGGACUCCACUAGAGGGAAAGUGCCGAGGGACAAGGCCUUAUCAAGCCACACAGAGGUGAGCGAUAAGGAAGGCAGGCCUAAACUCAGGAAGCACCUCAAGCCCGAGCAGACUGCCGAGGGGCUAAGUGCUCUGGAUCUGGAGAAGUUAGAAGCCAGGAAAAGACGCUUUGCAGAUUCCAGUCUGAAAGCAGAAAAGCAAAAACCAGAAGUCAAGAAAAGCAGUUCUGAGACAGAAGAUGCUCGAGUGCUUUUAAAAAAGCAGCCUGACCCGUCAUCGAGGGAUGUUACUCUGCUGAGAGAAGGUGAAUCUGAAAGAAAGCCUGUGAGAAAAGAAAUUCUUAAAAGAGAAUCUAAAAAAAUCAAGCUGGACAGACUUAAUACUGUUCCCAGCCCCAAAGACUGUCAAGAGCUUGUCAGUAUCUCUCCUGGGUCUGGCUUGAGGCCCAGCUCAGAGCUACAAGCAAGACUGGGGGAACCAGUAGGUGAAUCUGUGGAAAAUCAAGACACUCAGUCAAAAAAAGCCAUCCCCUUGAAACCUCAGCUCAAACAGCUGCAGCUCUUAGAUGAUCAAGGAUCGGAAAAAGAGGAUGUCAGGAAAAACUAUUGCAGUCUUCGUGAUGAAACACCUGACCGUAAAUCAGGCCAGGAGAAGCCACAUAUAGUAAAUGCUGAGGAAAAACUUGGCAUUGACAUUGACCACACACAGAGUUACCGGAAACAGAUGGAGCAGAGUCGCAGAAAACAGCAGAUGGAAAUGGAAAUAGCCAAGUCUGAGAAGUUUGGCAGUCCUAAAAAAGACGUAGAUGAAUAUGAAAGGCGUAGCCUUGUUCAUGAGGUAGGCAAACCUCCUCAAGAUGUCACCGAUGACUCACCUCCCAGCAAAAAGAAAAGGAUGGAUCACGUUGAUUUUGAUAUCUGCACCAAAAGAGAGAGGAAUUACAGGAGUUCACGUCAAGUCAGUGAAGAGUCUGAAAGGACUGGCUGUUCUCCCAGUGCACGUCAUGGUUCCCUCCAUGAAGACGAUGAUCCCCUAGGCUCCCCUAGGCUACUGUCAGUGAAAGGGUCUCCUAAAGUAGAUGAGAAAGGUCUCCCCUAUUCUAAUGUAACGGUGAGAGAGGAGUCCUUAAAAUUUAACCCUUAUGAUUCUAGCAGGAGAGAGCAAAUGGCAGACAUGGCCAAAAUCAAACUAUCUGUCUUGAGUUCUGAAGAGGAACUCAAUCGUUGGGAUUCUCAAAUGAAACAAGACUCCAGCAGAUUUGAUGUGAGUUUCCCAAACAGCAUAAUUAAGAGAGACAGCCUGCGAAAGAGGUCUGUACGAGACCUGGAGCCUGGUGAGGUGCCCUCUGAUUCUGAUGAAGAUGGGGAACAUAGAUCCCACUCACCUAGAGCCUCCACACUCUUUGAAAGUCCUCGGCUGUCUUUUUUAUUGAGGGACAGAGAAGACAAACUACGUGAGCGAGAUGAAAGACUCUCUAGUUCUUUAGAAAGAAAUAAGUUUUAUUCUUUUGCACUGGAUAAGACAAUCACACCAGACACAAAAGCUUUGCUUGAAAGAGCUAAAUCCCUCUCUUCAUCCCGUGAAGAAAAUUGGUCCUUUCUGGACUGGGACUCCCGAUUUGCUAAUUUUCGAAACAACAAAGAUAAAGAAAAGGUUGACUCUACCCCAAGACCUAUUCCAUCCUGGUACAUGAAAAAGAAGAAAAUUAGGACUGAUUCAGAAGGGAAACUGGAUGAUAAAAAGGAGGAUCAUAAAGAAGAGGAGCAGGAAAGACAGGAGUUGUUUGCGUCUCGUUUUUUGCACAGUUCUAUAUUUGAGCAGGACUCUAAGCGACUGCAGCAUCUAGAGAGGAAAGACGAGGACCCUGACUUCCCUUCCGGGAGGCUGUACGGAAGACAAGCGUCUGAUGGAGCAAACAGCACGAGCGACCCAGUUCAGGAGCCGGUGGUUCUCUUCCACAGCAGAUUCAUGGAGCUCACACGAAUGCAACAGAAGGAAAAGGAAAAAGACCAAAAAUCCAAAGAGACUGAGAAGCAGGAAGACAUAGAGACUCAUCCCAAAGCCCCAGAACCUGUCACUGAGACUAAGGAGUUGGACCCCAAACCUCCAGUGUCUGUUGGGCCUCCUGUGACCACAGCUGUGACUCUAGAAUCUGAGCCAGCAGCACCAGAGAAGACUAGUGAGAAAACAGGGGAGGUGCUUUCGCUGACAGAAGAGAAGACUGUGGAGCUAGCCACUGUCUUGGAAGAAGCAAAACCUGUAUGUGAGCCGGCUCCUGUCGCUGUGGAACACUCUGAGCAGGUAGACAUGCCCCCAGGAGUGGACACCAAGAAAGAUGCUGCUGUGGUGCCUUCUGCUGAAGAAAGUUCAACCUCCGUCCCGCCCCCUUGUCUGGAUGUCAAGCCUCCAACUCCUGGGGCCUCGUUUUCCCAAGUAGAAAGCAAUAUAGAUGCAAAACCCAGCAGUCCCCAGCCACUUUCAAAAGCAAUUCAGAAGUCUGAGGAGGCUGAAGAGCAGAAAGUGGAAAAGCCAGAUCCAGCUGCUAAUGUUGAACCUAGUGCAAACCAAAAGGCUGAAGUCACUCCUGAAAUUCAGCCCCCAGCUUCUGAAGAUGUAGAGGCCGACCCUCCAGUCACCACAAAAGAUAAGAAGACAAACAAAAGUAAGCGCUCCAGGACCCCAGUGCAGGCAGCUGUAGCAGGUGUUGUGGAGAAGCCUGUCACCAGAAAGAGUGAGAGGAUAGACCGGGAGAAGCUGAAGCGGUCCAGCUCUCCCCGGGGAGAAGCACAGAAGCUGUUAGAGCUGAAGAUGGAGGCAGAGAAGAUUACAAGGACAGCAUCUGCCAACUCCCUUGGGGGUCCUGAGCACCCUGAGCACCCUGAGCCGAGCCUGCCUCUUAGCCGGACAAGGCGCAGAAAUGUCAGGAGUGUUUAUGCCACCAUGGGUGACCAUGGCAACCGCUCCCCAGCAAAAGAGCCUGCUGAGCAGCCAAGGGUGACCAGGAAGAGACUGGAGCGAGAGCAGCAGGAAACCGUGGCAGUUCCCACCACCCCUCGGCGGGGAAGGCCUCCGAAAACACGCCGGCGUGCUGAUGAGGACGAUGAGAAUGAGUCUAAAGAGCCAGUGGAAACAGUCAGGCCAGCCGAGGGAUGGAGGUCUCCAAGAUCUCAAAAAUCAGCAGCCACUGGUGGUUCCCAGGGGAAAAGAGGGAGAAAUGAGCCAAAAGUUGAUGUUGAGCGUCCUGAGGUGGCUGCCGCAGUGAGUCCCCAGGUGAACGUGAAAGAAAGUCACACGAAGUCCAAGGGUGAUAAAGCAGCAGCAGCAGCAGCAGCAGCAGCAGCAGCAGCAGCAAGUGAACAGAAACGUGAUAGGAAGGAGACCAGCACAGAUAAAAGUGCACUCGAAACUCCUCCAGCUGAAGUGGAGAAAAAAACAGUUCCCGAAAAAACCUCCAAGUCAAAGAGAGGAAGAUCUCGAAACACCAGGUCAGCAAUGGAUAGAUCUGCACAUCUGAAAAGCCUGGACACUGCCAGUUCCACCGUAACCACAGGGGCUGCAGGGCAGGUUGUGGACAGUGAAGCUGGGGUUGUGGCAAUCUCCCCUGAGAAAAGUGAAAGUCCCCCAAAAGAGGGUAGUUCCUCAUCCCAGCCGAAGAAUGAUCCAGUUGGUCCUGACAAAGAGCCAGAAAAGGAAGAUGUGUCUGCCUCUAAGCUGACCCCAGAGGCCACACAACUAGCCAAGCAGAUGGAGCUGGAGCAGGCUGUGGAGAACAUCGCAAAGUUCACUGAGCCCUCCUCCAAUGCUGCUUACAAGGGGGCAGGCAGUGGCACAGCUGAAGGCCUGGCCGCGGCGGAGAAAGAUAAGCCUGCACAUCAGGCAAGCGAGACCGAACUGGCUGCGGCCAUUGGCUCUAUCAUCAAUGACAUUUCUGGAGAAUCUGAAAACUUCUCUGCCCCUUCCUCUUUCCCUCCAGGAUCUCAGACAGAUCUACAGCCCCCAGAGGAAGGGUUGGAGCCAGAGACUAAUGAGGCUGUGUCUGGAAUCUUGGAGACAAAGACUGCUACAACAGAGUCUUCUGGGCCACCAGCCAGUGCCUCAGAUCCCUCAGCAGGCCCUGUAGAUACCAAGGAAGCCAGAGGGAACAGCAGUGAAACCUUUCACUCGGUUCAAGAAGCCAAAGGGUCUAAAGUGGAAGUUGCUCCUCCCCGUAAAGACAAAGGGCGCCAAAAGACAACACGGUCACGCCGAAAAAGGAAUACAAACAAGAAAAUGGUCGCUGUCACAGAGUCUCAUGCUCCUGAGGCUGAGCAGGCUCAAAGCCAGAGCCCUGCUGCUAAUGAGGAGACCAUGGCAGUACCCCAAGAACCUCCCCAGGAAGAGAAGCAGAGUGAAGAGCCUCCUCCUACUCCUCCUCGGGUAUGCACCUCUGACCCAAGCAAGACUCCACCUGCAGAGAGCUUGUCGCAAGAGAGCUGCAUUGAAGAAAAGACCCCAUCCAAAGCACCCACACUCCCAGACCUCCCACCUCUUUCCCAGCCAGCAUCAGUGGAUGAUGAACCUCAAGCUAGGUUCAAGGUGCAUUCAAUCAUUGAAAGUGAUCCAGUGACCCCACCCAGUGACUCCAGCAUACCUCCACCCACAAUUCCUUUAGUGACUAUAGCAAAGCUCCCACCCCCUGCCACUUCUGGGGGAGUUCCACAUCAGAGUUCCCCUACUAAGGUGACAGAGUGGAUCACGAGGCAGGAGGAACCACGGGCUCAGUCCACUCCAUCUCCAGCUCUUCCCCCUGACACAAAGGCCUCUGAUGUGGAUACUAGUUCCAGUACCCUAAGGAAGAUCCUCAUGGACCCCAAGUAUGUAUCUGCCACAGGCAUUACUUCCACUAGUGUUACCACAGCUAUUGCAGAGCCUGUGAGUGCAGCCCCUUGCCUACAUGAGGCACCACACCCUCCUGUUGAAUCUAAACAUCCAUUAGAAGAAAAACCAACAGUUCCAGUAACAAAUGCUUCUGAUACCCAUGCCUCAGAGAUUCCGGUAGCUGUUGACAAAGAAAAGGUGGCUCCAGUCAUUGCCCCUAAAAUCACAUCGGUUAUUAGCCGAAUGCCUGUCAGCAUUGAUUUAGAGAAUUCACAGAAGAUUACUUUGGCAAAACCAGCUCCUCAGACCCUGACUGGCCUGGUGAGUGCCCUAACUGGCCUUGUGAAUGUCUCUCUGGUCCCAGUGAAUGCCCUGAAGGGUCCUGUGAAAGGCUCAGUGGCCACCCUGAAAGGUUUGGUGAGCACCCCUGCUGGGCCUGUGAAUGUCCUAAAGGGGCCUGUGAAUGUGCUCACUGGGCCUGUGAAUGUCCUCACCACUCCAGUGAAUGCCACAGUGAGCACAGUGAAUGCUGCCACGGUGGGCACGGUAAACGCUGCUGCAGGUACAGUGAAUGCUGCCCCAGGUGCAGUGAAUGCCACUGCAGGUGCAGUGACAGUCACAGCAGGUGCCAUAACUGCUGCAUCUGGUGGUAUGACUGCCACGACUGGCACAGCAACCAUGACAGGCACAGUGAUCGCUCCAUCGGCCAAGUGUAAACAGAGAUCAAGCAGUAACGAAAACAGUCGUUUCCACCCUGGGUCCAUGUCCGUGAUUGAUGACCGGCCUGCAGACACAGGCUCUGGUGCAGGGCUUCGUGUGAAUACUUCAGAAGGGGUUGUGCUCCUGAGCUACUCGGGCCAGAAGACAGAAGGCCCACAGCGGAUCAGUGCCAAGAUCAGCCAGAUCCCUCCGGCCAGUGCAAUGGACAUUGAAUUUCAACAAUCAGUAUCUAAGUCCCAGGUCAAACCAGAUUCUAUUAUACCAUCACAAUCUGCACCCAAAGGCCCUCAGACCCCCUCAGCCUUUGCAAACGUGGCCACCCAUUCCACCCUGGUACUGACUGCCCAGACGUACAAUGCUUCUCCUGUUAUCUCAUCUGUGAAGGCAGAUCGUCCAUCUUUGGAGAAGCCUGAGCCCAUUCACCUCUCUGUGUCCACUCCUGUCACUCAGGGUGGCACAGUGAAGGUUCUCACCCAGGGCAUUAAUACACCUCCAGUGCUGGUCCACAACCAGCUGGUCCUCACCCCAAGCAUAGUCACCACUAACAAGAAACUUGCUGACCCUGUCACUCUCAAAAUAGAGACCAAGGUCCUUCAACCCGCCAACCUGGGGUCCACUCUCACUCCCCACCACCCUCCCGCUCUGCCCAGCAAACUGCCUACAGAAGUGAACCAUGUCCCGUCAGUACCCAGUAGUCCAGCAGAUCGGACCAUCUCCCAUUUGGCAGCUACAAAGCCAGACACACAUUCUCCUCGACCCAGUGGGCCUACAGCAUCCCCGUUCCCAAGAGCAUGCCAUCCCAGCAGCACCACAUCCACAGCACUCUCCACCAAUGCCACAGUCAUGCUGGCUGCAGGCAUUCCCGUGCCCCAGUUUAUCUCCAGCAUACACCCAGAGCAGUCUGUCAUCAUGCCACCUCACAGCAUCACCCAGACUGUGUCCCUUGGCCAUCUGUCCCAAGGUGAGGUGAGAAUGAACACGCCCACACUGCCCAGCAUCACCUAUAGCAUCCGGCCAGAGACACUACACUCUCCUCGGGCCCCCCUGCAACCCCAACAAAUAGAGGCAAGGGCCCCACAGCGUGUGGGUACACCCCAGCCAGUCACAGCCAGUGUGCCUGCUCUGGCCUCCCAGCACCCUUCUGAGGAAGAAGUGCACUACCACCUCCCCGUUGCUCGAGCUGCAGCUCCUGUACAGUCAGAGGUGCUGGUCAUGCAAUCUGAGUAUCGGCUCCACCCAUACACUGUGCCCCGGGAUGUGAGGAUCAUGGUGCACCCCCAUGUGACAGCUGUCAGUGAACAGCCCAGGGCCACAGAGGGAGUAGUGAAGGUACCACCAGCCAGCAAGGCCCCUCAGCAGCUGGUGAAAGAAGCUGUCAAGACUUCAGAUGCCAAAGUUGUCCCUGCCGCCGCCCCUGCUGCCCCUGCUGCUGCUCCUGCCCCUGCCCCUGCCCCACCCCCUCCCCCUCAUGGUGAAGCACGAAUCCUCACAGUCACCCCCAGCAACCAACUUCAGGGCCUGCCUCUAACCCCACCUGUGGUUGUGACCCAUGGAGUACAGAUCGUGCACUCCAGUGGUGAACUGUUCCAAGAAUACAGAUAUGGUGACAUCCGUACCUACCAUGCUCCAGCCCAGCUCACACAUACUCAGUUUCCUAUUACCUCUUCCAUCGGCCUGCCCUCCAGGACCAAGACUUCUGCCCAGGGCCCUCCUGAAGGUGAACCCUUGCAGUCCACUCAGCCUGCACAGUCUGCCCCGCCUGCACAACCUGUGCAGUCCACACAGCCUGCCCCAGCUACACCAUCCUGCCAGCCCUCCCAACUCAGCCAGCCUGCCCAGCCACCUACUAGCAAGAUGCCUCAGGUCUCCCAAGAGGCAAAGGGGACCCAGACAGGAGUGGAGCAGCCUCGCCUCCCAGCUGUCCCUGCAAACAGGCCACCUGAGCCCCAUGCUCAGGUUCAGAGGGCACAGGUGGAAACAGGCCAGCCAGCCCACCCCUCCCCUGUGUCUGUCUCCGUGAAGCCUGACCUCCCAGCCCCUCUUCCCUCUCAGGCUGCCCCAAAGCAGCCGUUGUUUGUCCCUGCAACCUCAGGCCCAAGCACCCCACCAGUACUGGCUCUUCCGCAUGCUGAUGCCCAGCCAGCCCCCAAACAAGAUGCUUCUCCACACCUGACUUGCCAGAGACCUGUGGAUAUGGUCCAACUUCUGAAGAAGUAUCCCAUCGUGUGGCAGGGCCUAUUGGCCCUCAAGAAUGACACGGCUGCUGUGCAGCUCCACUUUGUCUCUGGCAACAAUGUCCUGGCCCAUCGGUCCCUGCCUCUCUCUGAAGGAGGACCCCCACUGAGGAUCGCCCAAAGGAUGCGGCUGGAGGCCUCACAACUGGAAGGGGUUGCCCGGAGGAUGACGGUGGAAACAGAUUACUGUCUGUUGCUGGCUCUGCCCUGUGGUCGUGACCAAGAGGACGUGGUGAGCCAGACCGAAUCCCUCAAGGCUGCCUUCAUCACUUACCUGCAGGCCAAGCAGGCGGCAGGGAUCAUCAACGUUCCCAAUCCUGGCUCCAAUCAGCCUGCCUAUGUGCUGCAGAUCUUCCCACCCUGUGAGUUCUCAGAGAGCCACCUCUCCCGUCUGGCCCCUGAUCUCCUAGCCAGCGUUUCCAACAUCUCUCCCCACCUCAUGAUUGUCAUUGCCUCUGUGUGAGGCUCUCAGUGGUUGCCACCUCAGUGUAGUUUCCUGAGGCUCUGCUGCAAAAAAUGAACACAGGACAGAACCGUGGACACCCAGCCAGCCAGAGGGGAAGCUGCUGAGGGGCAGACUGCCAGAUGCCAGCCGGCCUCCCUUGCCCUCGAGCUGCCCUCACUCUCGCACCUGCCCAGCUCCGUGGGACAGACCUCCUCUGGGCGGUGGUGCUGCUGCCUAGUAUGUUUACAUGAAAUUUUCGCCCAGGACAGACCACCGACCCAUGGACUCAGACACCUUAGGAGCUGGGAUUCUCUCCUCUUUUUGGAGAAAAGGAACAGAGCAGUGGAAUUCCUGUUUUUGUUACGAAACAAAACAGAACUGCCUUUGCACUAAAUUAGUGACUUGGACUUUUGCACAGUGAAGACAGGCUGUGAUAGAAUACGCUGGACAUUCUGGUGUAGUGAACACACCGUGGACUCAAUGCAGGACUUGGGACUUCUGCUGAAACCUUGGGGUCAAGGAACAUUUCAUGUUUUUUUUUUUUUGCCCCACCUCUCACUUCAUCGGACCUGUCACCUUUCUUAAUUCUGCCGUCUUUGACUCACCGGAUGUACAGUUUACAAUUAAGAGCAAACAGGAUUUUCUUUCUUGGUGGGAUAUGCAGAAAUGGGAUGUGUGUAUAUAUAAAUAUAUAAUAUAUAUAAAUAUAUAUAAUACUGACUUAAAUCAAAUUUCCCUGACAUACAUUUUUUUUAAUCUGUGCCAAAAAUGUGUUUUCAAAGAAAAUCUUAUUUUCAUACUCAGACUUUGUACCGUCACUCAUUUGUAUAAGUGCGCUUCGUUACAGCACGGGUCCUGCUCCUGCAACAUGGAAGUGUCACACAUCACAAGUAAAAAAAGACCUGGCCAAUCCCUCUUCCUGUGACCUGGACCUCUCCCGACUUCCUAAUACUUAUUAAUUUAUGAAACUUUUUCUCAGCGCAGUUUUGUUUUGUGUGUCCAUUGGAUUACAAACUUUAUUAAAAAAUACAAAACA